AUGGCUGGUCUAGCAAUCCAACCGACAGGCCACUCUUUCGACUUCGACUUCGGCUUUGAGAAGAGCAAGUCUUUCUUGGACGCCGAGUACUCUCAGGACUUGAAGCACAAGAACACCGGCUUCUUCCAUGAAAGGUCACCGCGACACCGCGGGAACACAUCCUUCUCUUCUACGGCAGACACAGUCGUUGGAGAUGAGGAGCACGAACUACCCAAGAAGGAUGGUUCUUUCUUUACUCUGCAUGUCCAUUCGGAAAAGCCCCCUCCUACACCAAAGAUUCCAGCUGCAAUUCUUGAGGUUGAUGAGCCUCUAUUCCCCUCGCCCCCUGAGAAACUCACUCCUUUCUUCAACCUCAAGACCCCUGCUGAGAGAGCCCCUUUACACGCUGUCGCUGUCGCUGUCGAAGAUGACGAGGAUGUUUGUCCUCUGGAGAAGAAGCUCAAUCCUGUUGUCUCCGUCUCUGAGAAGCUGGUCGAGGCUGCACCUACCUUCGCGAAUGACACUAUCGAGACAUGUGGCUACCCCAAGAUCGAAGACCCUGUCGAUCCUGCUAGGAUCCUCUCACCUAAGGAUCUGCGCACUCAAAGGGUGGCCUUCAUGGGUCUCAUCGUUAUCCUCAACAUGUGCAUGGCCGUCACGGCUUUCUUCGGAAAGAAGAGCAAGCUCAUCUUCGUCCUCAUCCUCUUUGUCAAGAGCAAGGACUUUCUCUCAGCCAUCCUAUCCCCGACAGGGAUGAUGUGUCGUGCUAUCUACCAAAAGUUCUACCCACCCAAGCCCGUUUCACGACGCUGGAUUCUCUCCCUCAUCCCUGCAUACUCCGAGAGUGAAGAGCAAAUCGUCAAGACUAUCUUCUCACUUCGAGAUAACGGCGUUGAUCCUCAUCGUCAAGUCAUGGUUGUCAUCUUGGACGGCAAGCCUCGAGAUGUGCGAUCACACAUGACAAGAAUGGUGCGCGAGUUCCAGCGGCCGUACGUGUCACUCAAGUGGAAGAAAGGUGUCUUGAAUGUCCUUGCUGGAUUCAUGGAAGACGUUCCUGUCAUCGUCAUCGAAAAGGUCAAGAACGCAGGCAAGAAAGACUCCCUCGUUCUCUGCCACGACCUCUUCAACUACCCCCGCGAGAACUCCCCCCUGUGGACCAAACUCUUACGCAAGGAGAUGUGGGACGAUAUUCUUCCUGAAUUGACAAAAGGCGAGGAAUUCAACGGCUUCGACAUGGUGUUUUGCACAGAUGCGGACUCGACUAUCUAUAAGGGUGCGGUUGCGCUCCUUGCAAAUGCUCUUGCGCGUGAUGAUAAAGCCAUUGCUGCUUGUGGGCUUGUCUUGGUUGAACUUGAACCAGGCUACGAGUGGUCGUUUUGGAACUUGUAUCAACAGUUUCAGUAUACCUUUGGACAAUAUGUUAGGCGGCGAGCUGAAGGCUUCAUCGGCAAGGUUACCUGUUUACCAGGCUGUAUUACCAUGAUAGCAGUCAGACCAGAGAUGGCUGGCGCUAUCCGCAAGUACGCGGAACCAGUCACAGGCGAACUGGUCAUCAAUCAUCAAGUACAAUACCUUGGAACUGAUAGGAGACUUACGUACUCCAUGCUGUCCCAAGGAAAACAUCUCCGAACACUCUUCGUCCCUGACGCAGUCAGCGAGACAGUAGCACCCCAAUCAGUCUUCCACUACCUAAGUCAAAGACGCCGAUGGGGCUCCAACGCUUACUUCAACAAUUACUUCUAUCUAGCUGGCGAGAAGAUGAUCCCCAUCACUCGUAUUGCUGCUUCAGUUGAGGUUAUUCGUCUGAGUCUGGUUUACUACCGCAUUCUGAACACCUGUCUGUUCAUCAUUAGUUGCGUACACCAUGUCACCGCGCUGAAGCUGGUUCCAAUGCUGGUGGUUGGGCAAUUGCCUUCUUUCUGGUUCUUCUGCUCGAUCCUCUUGGAGCCUGAGCUACGAAAGCGAGGACACAAACUCUUGAUUGGGUUCCUGAUCAACAAAUGCAUUUCGCCAUUUAUGAGUAUCAUCAUCUUUACAAAGGUUGCUACAAACCUGGGCAGUCAAGUUUGGGGUGUUUCUGGUGUCACCGCAUCUUCGGCUCCUGUAGCUGCGCCAGUGGAGGCGGAAGAGUCUACCAAGUUUGACAUUGAUGAAUUAUCUGUCGCCGAAAAAGGUGAAGCUUCGCCGUUACUGAGACAAGACGUCACCAAGCCAGAGCCUUGUCAUUUAAAAAAUGAGCGUUUAAUUAAUAAGGAUGAGAGGGGUGCUGAGAUCGAUUAG
Molecule: messenger RNA, 2259 nt
Organism: Fusarium sp. VM40
Lineage: Eukaryota; Fungi; Ascomycota; Sordariomycetes; Hypocreales; Nectriaceae
Source: the annotation of a GenBank genome assembly